Molecule: messenger RNA, 6310 nt
Organism: Pezoporus occidentalis (night parrot)
Lineage: Eukaryota; Metazoa; Chordata; Aves; Psittaciformes; Psittacidae
Gene: EPN2
Product: epsin 2
Exons: 9
Coding region: 338-2116 (592 amino acids)
Biological process (GO): endocytosis
Cellular component (GO): clathrin vesicle coat; plasma membrane; endosome
Molecular function (GO): phospholipid binding; clathrin binding
Source: RefSeq, a predicted model, not a curated record
UCCGCCUCCUCCGCCACCUCCCCCCGGCCGCCGCCAUGUUGGAUGGUGCGUGUGGGUGUCAAACGCAGCCAGCGGCGGCGGCGGCGGCCGGGAACCGGGACCCCCCCUUCCGCGUGUCCCGCGGGCCCCUCCCCGCUCCUCCCGCACGCAGCGCCAGGUCAUGAUUCUCGUUUUCUCGUGUCAUUCUCUUGAAGAGAGGAAAUGAUUGUAGUGGAACCUGUUACAAAUAAGCCACUGAUCCGGAGCCUUUUCAGUGCAGAAGCUUUGAUACAAGAGCAGAUAUAGCCCUUUCCUUGCUUGUGUUCUGGGAUCUGUCUUCUUAAAAAGGGAAAUAAAGAUGACGACUUCGUCUAUUAGGCGGCAGAUGAAGAACAUCGUGAACAAUUAUUCAGAGGCCGAAAUAAAAGUUAGGGAAGCGACUUCCAAUGACCCGUGGGGUCCUUCCAGUUCGCUCAUGACUGAAAUAGCAGAUCUGACUUACAAUGUGGUGGCCUUUUCUGAGAUUAUGAGCAUGAUCUGGAAACGACUGAAUGACCAUGGCAAGAACUGGCGACACGUGUACAAGGCCCUGACUCUCUUAGAUUACCUGAUCAAAACUGGUUCGGAGCGAGUGGCGCAGCAGUGUAAAGAGAAUAUUUUUGCUAUCCAGACGUUGAAAGAUUUUCAGUAUAUUGAUCGAGAUGGUAAAGACCAGGGCAUCAAUGUGAGGGAGAAAUCCAAGCAGCUGGUCUCUCUUCUGAAGGAUGAUGAGCGACUCAAGACAGAGAGGGCCCAAGCCCUGAAGACCAAAGAACGCAUGGCUCAGGUGGCCACUGGAGUGGGUAGCAAUCAGAUCACCUUUGGCCGUGGCUCCAGUCAGCCAAACCUAUCUACCAGCUACUCAGAGCAAGAGUAUGGAAAGUCUGGAGGAUCCCCAGCGUCUUACCAUGGCUCUACAUCCCCUCGAGUUUCCUCAGAGCUCGAGCAGGCCCGGCCUCAGACAAGUGGAGAAGAGGAGCUCCAACUGCAGCUGGCGCUGGCCAUGAGCCGGGAAGUGGCGGAGCAGGAGGAGCGCCUCAGACGCGGAGAUGAUCUGAGAUUACAGAUGGCUCUGGAGGAGAGUCGCAGAGACACAAUUAAAAUUCCCAAAAAGAAGGAGCAUACCACUUUGUUGGACCUAAUGGAUGCCCUGCCCUCGUCGGCACCGGCCCCACAGAAAACAGAGCCUUGGGGACCUCCUGCUGUUGCAAACCAAACUGAUCCCUGGGGAGGAUCCACAGUUGCAGCUACUGCCUCUGACCCAUGGCAAUCAUUUGGUGCCAAACCAGCUGCUUCUGUUGACCCUUGGGCAGCACCAGCGGCAUCCACAGCUCAGACUCUGUCCAAAAAUGUUGACCCUUGGGCUCCUGCUCAGCCAUCUUCUACUGCAGCAAAAUCUUCAGUGGAUCCUUGGGGACCAGCACCUGCAAACAAACCUCUCUCCACUUCUGGAAGUACAUCUUUUGACCUCUUCAGUAAUUUGAAUGGUACAGUUAAAGAUGAUUUUUCUGAAUUUGACACACUUCGAACUUCCAAAAAGCCAGCUGAAUCAGGUUCCACUUUGCCAUCUCAGCAUAGCGGUACCACAAGUCCUGAUCUCUUUGACUCCCAGCACUCGAACAUGACAUCAGGCAAGCAAAGCGCAGCUCGGAAAACCCCUGAGUCUUUUUUGGGCCCCAAUGCUGCUUUGGUGAACCUGGAUUCACUGGUGUCUAAGCCACCACAACCUGUUACUUCACUGAAUCCAUUCUUGGCACCAGGCGCUGCUACAGCACCAACUCCAAUCAACCCCUUCCAAGUGAAUCAGCCUCAGCCACUUACUCUAAAUCAGAUGAGAGCGAGUCCCGUGAUGGGAACCAGCCCUUCUUUCAGUGCUGUGCCACCGAUGAGCAUGGAACCAAUACCUCUGUCUUCCAUGGCCCCAGUGCCUGUGGGAAUGGCACCGAUACCAGCUAUGGGCACUGUGGCAUCUCUAACGAGGAUGGGCCAGGGUCUUAACGUGAGCAUUGCAGGAUCAAUGACCCAACCUCUUCACAGUACAGGAAUCCCGCCGUCAGCAUCCCAGUCUACAAAUACAACUAACCCUUUUCUCCUAUAAAGACCCAAUUAAAGGAACUUUCUUUUCAUAGUGUUUCCAGGCUGAAGUCUUUACAGCAAAAUGAACGUGGCCUGUGUGGACUGAACGGUGUGUAAGAGACUUGGAAGUAGAUUUGCAGUUUACAGUUAUGAUCUUUGAAGAGUUGUCUCUACUUACCAGUUAAUCUAAAUCUAGUCUUUGCUACAGAUGGUACCUUACUUUGGCUUGUUGAGCAUUAUGUGAAAUGUUCAGACUUUUCACCAAAGUUAGAUUCUGCCCAUUUUGUUACUUUGUUAAUCAUUUCAAUACACUUUCUAGGGAGAACCUGCCAUUUUACAACUCCGUUGGCUAUUUUGUAGAUGUCAGAUGAUGUGCUGGAUCCUGAAAUUACUCUUUACCUGCAUCUGUCACUUCCUAAGCCCAUACGAUAGACCUGAGAUUCAAGAGUGCUAGUGAAUGUUUUGCACAUAACUACACACAGUUCUAGACUGUUGGUUCACCCAUAGUCCUUACUCUUAGAAGAGAACGAUUGCGGAGGGCCCAGGUGGCUGGUUUUUAUGCAUUAAACAUUGCAACGCAAAAAUGGCACUGCUUUCGUUUCAGAGGCUUGCCUGAGAAAGCAAGCUUGUCUCAAAAGGAAAACAAAAAAACCCACAAGGCAAAUCCAGACAGAACCCCCCGAGAACCUUCUCAAGUUGUCGAGUAUAACGUGUGCUGUCGUAUGCAGUGUUGAAUUUGUACACUACUCUCUAAGGACUCGUGAGGAACUCUCUGUGAGUGGCAUGCUGCACUCGUGCUGAGUGAGUGUCCUGCUCUGUGCUUGUCCAGUACCAGCUUCGUUUGGAAGUUUAUCAUGUGUAUUUUGUUCUUUAUUUGACUUACAAUGUGAGUUGAAAGAGGUAAAAAACCCAACCCAACCUAAAAGAAAUACAGUGGGACAACUUGGAAUCCAAUUUCACCGGGGCAAGCUUUAAAACUAAUUCAGGCUUAACCUUGCUAUAUGCAGUUACUCUUGUAUACUUUUGCACAUAUUUUGUUUAGUACAGUUUCAUAUUUUGAGUUUGCAGAGUUACCUAAUAGUCCUUUUUUUGCUAAUUUUUAUAAUGUGGUUCUUAUUUAACUGUCUGGUUUUGAUAGAUUUAUCAAGUCUGGCGGAAAAAUUAAGAUAUUGGCAAAUGUCAUUUUUAUGGUUAAUGCCCUCUUAUUUAUGGUUUUAGCUCUUUGUUUCUGUAAAGAGAGUUUAAAAGGGAAGAUUAACACUAAACUAUUUACUUUAAAUGAAGUAUUCAUAAUGCAAAUCGAAGCAAAUUCUCGUGACUAAUUAUUUUUAGAUGAAUUGAAUUUGAGCGUAACAUGAUUUCCGACUACAUUAAAAAGGAAAAAACACUAAAGUCGCCUUUUCCCCUUGAUUUGUUCCCGGUUUCCCAUCUCCAAACCGGACAUGGGGCCUUUAUGAAGAUCACAAGAGAGAGGCUCUUUUUCUUCUUGUAAGAACUUCUUGAGAAGUUCUUGAAGAACUCCUAAUGUACAAACACGGCUCCUUAAGUUUAUUGACUAAUAUUUCCUUACGGAAGGUGCGCUCCGUAUUAAUAACCGGUUCCAUUGACAGCUGUUAAUUGUAAAGGCUGAACUGUACCUUUUAACUUGCAUGUCUGGACUCCUCGGCACUAAACUGCACUCAGGUUUCAGCCAGCGUUCCUGGUGGAAACCUGGUGUUCCCAGAGAUGGCAACGCUUGAGCUCUGCUGUCAGAGCAACACCUAUAUCCGCAGAGCGAGCAGAAAGAGAUGUCCUGGUGCUUGCUGCUGCAGUGAGGGCAUCUUUGUGAAUGAACUGAUGCAUCUUGGUGGCCUUUCCCUAACUAGAAGGAGGGGAACAAGCAAAAAAAAAAACCCUAAACCAAACAAGCUGAAAGAAAUUGCCAGGGUUGUGUGUUGUGGUGUAAUGAUGCUGUGUGGGGCUGUGCGUGUCCAGCGCAGGGAAGAGGCACUGGGUGAUGUGGAAGGGACCCAGUCAAACCUUUUGGUGGGUAGGGGAGGCUGAAAGACUAUCAAAUCUAGGGUACAAUCACAGAUUUUAGCUGUGUAGGUCAGUGUAGCUCUGUUAGUGUACGGAAUGCUAAGUGUGUGGAUGCAGAUUGUUCUAUCCUCUUGAGUACUAUGGAAUUUGCAAGGAUUCAGAGUAUUCAUCUGCGCUUGGUUUUUAUAUAGGAGGAAAGAGAAUUGCUGUCCACACCCAGUAUGUCUUUAAAACAAAAACCCAUUCAUGUUGCCUUUCAGAAUAAGGAAAAAUACUUUACUUUUUUUGUGGUGGUGAAGUUAUUGAGAAGUGUAGACCAGGAAGGGUGUGAUUCUGGUGGAUGGGAAGGAAAAGCAUUUUCCAGUUGAUCUGUGGCAAGAUUUCUCCAUCAUCAUUUUCCCAACUUAAUUUCAUCCACAGUGGAAUUGAGGUCACUUGGUGUCACUUAGUCUGUCACCUGAAUGCGUUUAGAUGGGGCUUUGUCUCUUCAGCCCUAAAGUUGUAACCCCAUCCUCUUGUUGAACACUGGUUUUGGAGGCAGGAUGGGGUUGGUAGGAAGCAUUUAUAGGGAUGAAGUCAUCUGCAGUUCAGAGUUGUGCUCUAAUAUCAGGAAUGGAUGAAAACAUGUUGUUUGUCUGAUAGAGCCCUAGCUUAAGGAAACUGGGGAAUGGCAAAGGGUUGAGUUACAGUAAGAGCUGGAUUAGUUUUACAUCACAUAUAUAUAUAUAGAUAGACAUAUAUUGCACGAUAAACCAUGAUGGAGUGCUCUGAAGAGUCAUUAGCCUGGCCUGUGGUGCUGUAGAGCUUGAGGUGAAGGCUUGACCAUGCCAAGACACCCAGCCUGGUGUGAGGGUUGAGACGGGAGCUGAGUCGCAGAGGUUUGGUAGAUCUGCAGCUGCUUUGGUUCCUGGGCUGGAGCUGUGCCCAUGGGCAGCAGUGGGGAUGCUGCAGGGGAUGUCCUGGCCUGGUGAUGCUUCAGUUGUGUGCAGAACGGUAAAUCUUAACUGCUCUCCGGAGGAAUUCUUCUUCCCUCCUCACCCUCCCACUUCUUCUUGCAUGGAGGACGUGUGCGUAUCCCAUUCCCAUCUGCUCUGGUGUAUUGCUCCAAACGCGUUUCCCUUUUUCCCCCCUUCUUUUUCUCACUUGCAAAAUAUACUAAAAGUGCUUUGGAUUUAUCAAAUGUUAGUAGCCCAAAAUAGCCUUACUGGUCAAAUUGACCAAAGAGAAAAGUGUGAAAUAUUUUAUGAAAAAAAGGAAAGAAAUGGAAAAAAAACCCCCAACCCUUGGCAUAACUUUAACACCACCCCCCCAAUAAGCUCAGUUAUUUAUUUAGUUUUAUACCCUAGAGAAACUAAACUCCAUGGAGGGGACAGGGAAGGAAAACCGUGGUGGUGGGUUGUGGUGUUUACGGUCUUUCUGAAGCCCCGUAGCUACGACAGCUCUUGUUCUCCAUCUUCCCUUUUGCUGUUACAGAUUCUAACAUGUACUGUAUGUAUUAAUAUUGCACAGACUCGCGGAGAAAGAGAUGGGUUUAUUUUUCACAGCAGAAUCUCACAAGACUUCGCUUCCUUUCCCUGUUACAACUGAAACCAUCACCAAAACUGGUUUCAUAAGCCCGGGAGCCGGCUGCUUUCUAUGAAUUUGUGCUGACUAUUGACAUUAUUUACUGUAUAAAUAAUUUAUCAUUUGUACUAUUGUAUCAUAAUGUCUGUAUCUCUGUGUCAUGGUUUGUUUUCUUUCUUCCCCCCCCCAUCCCCAUCCCCAAGCAAUGUCACAAAUGUGAUACUUAAUGCCAUCAGAACAGUGGAAAGACGAGGGGUUUGUAGGUGACUGGUCAGAAUUAAAACUGUAUUGCUUAUAUUCCAGGCGUGUUGCUUUUUCCAGGCUCUGCCUAAGUGUUUUAUGAUCCCCUUGGAAAAACUGUCACUGCCAUGCUUGAGUUCUCCAGAAAGCUCAUGGAUUGCUUGAGGUGGUUUAAGGUUUGUGCUGAAAGGCCUGGGGUGCUCGGAGGAACGGAACCGCUGUGGGGAGUGAUGCUUCUUGUACAUUGUCAAUGUGAUUCCUUGGAUGCGUGCAGCGCUUUCCUGGGGCAGGCCUGCUCUUGCUGUGAGAAAAGAGGGUUUCUUAAUAGAUCACUUAAAUCGGAAUCAGUUGAGACCUUACUAACUCAAUAAAAAUGAAGACUUGUUGUGUUGCA